AUGAAGCAAGACACAAUUUUAUUGAUAAUAAUCACAAACGUUGACGAAUACCCAAAAAUCAAGCGGAUUUCCAACGAAAACGGCAUUUACCUCGAACGGUCUCGCGUGAUCCAGGUUGUCAUCGCCGCUGUCGUCAUCCCGCUUGCCGACGCCAUCGCGUCCGUUGAAACUACGAUUGUCAUGACUUCUGAGGCGGGCUUCGUUGGAGCUACCACCACAUUACCGCCAAUGAACCACGAGUGGUUGACUUUUCCAGCAGACUUCUCCUCAUUCGGUGCCCCGUUCCCAGGCGGCUACAAUUUUGAAUCAAAAGCCGCAUUCAGCGCGUUCCCACCUCUCGAGUCCCAACAGGCGGUUCCUGUGAACGUGAAUCGGGCAGAGGUCGAUUCGACCGGCGACUCAAAAGGGCCACCAACUCCAGCGUCCGCGGCUUCUGGAACCUCACAGAGCGACGACCGCGCUGACAGUUCACCGACAUCGAAUGGCAAUGCCGGGUAUCGCCCCUGGGAGCAGGUCGCUGAGUCUUAUACAGAGGAGAAGAGCCCCCCAACGAAAACGGCAGUAAACGCGACAUCCUCUACCGAAGCAUUCCACAACGGCUCUACGCCGUCAGACGACAGCACAUCCUCAACACAGGCCUCAGCAGAGCAGCGUCCUCCCAGUGCCUUCAAGGCCUCGUCCCAAACCCCAUCCCCCUUCGGCAGCGACGGGAAUUUCCGCAGCGCGACAGCCGAAGCGGAUACGACCACUACGGAACUCCGACCUGUUGUGGCGGAUUUCCAGGUGGCGGCAGUAACUUCGUCCACGCCACUCAGCAGACCACCAUCUCAGAUGCACUCUUUGGCGGCCUUGGAGCCCCUGCAGCCGCUUCAGCCGCUGCAGGCUCUCCCGCCGCAACUGCAGGUGCCCGUCUCGAUGACGAUACAGGGGCAGAACUGGAGCCAGGAACUCGCCUCGCCGCAAGCUGUUCCGAUACAGCUGGGGCAGCUUCCCGGACAGCAUCUGCUUCUCCAGCACCCGCAGCAACACUCUCCAGUGCACAACUUAAAUCAACCCGGCCAGAUUCCGCCGAUAGGAAGACAACCGCCAACGCCGCCGACACCGACACAGAUGGUACAGCCGUCGAGCUCACCCGGAGCAACCGAAGUCUCGGGAUCUAAUGAGCGUCAGCAACAGAAGAAGAAGCGGAAGCGGUGUGGUGAAUGUCCGGGUUGUCUGAAGAAGGAUAACUGUGGGGAGUGUGGACCAUGCCGUAGUGUCCGAUCCCACCAAAUUUGCAAAAUGAGGCGCUGUGACACGUUGGUUAAGACCAAAAAGGACAAGGCCCCGGCUCAGCCCCGCCAGAAGAAAACUGACGGUACUAAGGCCAAGGGUAACGCGAAAAACGCGAGAGCAAACGGUCAAGACGCACCUAUGGGAACAUCAGCUUCUCCGGAAGAAAAUGGAAAUCCAGCCAAGAGACACCGGGCAUCUCCCGAUGAGAACAAAAAUCUCCAUCAGCUCAACCCAGAAAUCAAGCCUCAGUUCAGUUUGAUAGGAGCAGCUCCGAAUGGGAUGUACAUUCAUCAAGAUCCUUCCAUGCCACCGCCCCAUGUGAGUGAUUCUCUUAUACCACAUUUUCACGGCUCGAUGGCGAGCAUCUACGGAGCGACCGAUGUCAUUCCGCAAUUCUCACCGAAUGAUUAG
Galendromus occidentalis (western predatory mite) is the source of this 1686-nucleotide messenger RNA. RefSeq lists its product as uncharacterized. The record is from RefSeq and is a predicted model, not a curated record. The transcript is spliced from 9 exons. Bases 1 to 1686 code for a protein of 561 amino acids. NCBI's taxonomy places the organism in Eukaryota, Metazoa, Arthropoda, Arachnida, Mesostigmata, Phytoseiidae.